Molecule: messenger RNA, 1269 nt
Organism: Debaryomyces hansenii CBS767
Lineage: Eukaryota; Fungi; Ascomycota; Pichiomycetes; Serinales; Debaryomycetaceae
Product: BNR repeat-containing protein
Exons: 1
Coding region: 1-1269 (422 amino acids)
Source: RefSeq, a predicted model, not a curated record
AUGAGUAUUGUAAAUAAUAUAGAAUUAGGGAUAGAUCCCAAUGGCUGGCGAAUCAAUUGUUGUUCGUUCCAACAAGAUGCAAUUCUUACCUUUGGAAGAUAUCAGUAUGUAUCUUUGUAUGUUCCAAGCUACAAAGAUGAUCCUAGUAGUAGUAGAAUGACAACAAUCGGAAGAAGAAAGUUACCGGAUGGACAAUGGAAGUUUUUAACUUUCAGGGAUUACUACCAAAUAAAAAAUGACGGCCAUAACAUUAUAUCUAUGGGCAUUAGUGGUGACGGAAUAAUACAUAUGGCUUGGGAUAUGCAUGGAGACGGUAUUCACUAUAGACAAUCGAGAGAAAGAUUAGCAUUGUCUGAGACUGAAGAAGAUUGGUGCAUUUCAUCUUUCGGCAAAGUGUUGGACUCAUUACAGGGUCAUGGUAAAGAAUACGUCUUUCAUGAAAUCACAUACCCAAGAUUUUUGACUUUACCGUGUGGAGAUAUUCUUCUAGAAUUUAGGGUUGGUAGGUCAGGACUUGGAGACGAAUACCUUUAUCGAUUCUCAAGUACAACUCAUACCUGGUAUGAAGUAGUUACUCCAUUAAUUCAAGGUGUUGGAAAUAACGCUUAUAUUCAUGGACUUGACUACGGUACUGACAAAAAGCUACAUAUGAGCUGGACUUACCGUGAUUUUAUUGAAGACAGAGUUGGAGUUAAUGAUCGUGAAACCUCACAAGCUGGUCCAAAUGGUCCUGAAAACAACCACGAUUUACAUUACGUAUACUCGCCAGAUGAAGGUUGUACUUGGUACAACGGCAAACAUGAGAAGUUAAAUCUUCCUAUUAAUGUGUCUUCUCCGACUUUAGCUAUUAAAAUUCCAAAACAUUCUGGAAUAAUGAACCAAGAGGGACAAUGUGUUGAUGGCAACGGAGGAUUUCAUGUUCUCGGAAGAGAAAAUGGUUAUUAUUUUCAUUAUUAUCUUAACCCAAUUAAUGGACAAUGGUUAAGAAGAAAGAUUAACAAUUACAUAGGAAAAUUAUUUGGUGCCAGAGGGAAAAUAGUUUGUCAUAAUUCGAAUCCUAAUGCUAUACAUGCCCUAAUUCCAUUGGAUGGAGAGAAAUUUGUUAUUUUAAGGUCACAGGUCCAAGAUGAAAAGAAUCUAAUUUAUAGUGGAAGUAACAUUGAUUGGAAAAUACUACAAACUUUCGAAGGUUUAGAUGGAGAACCAUUAUAUGACCGAUACCGAAAAGAUAAUAUUAUUUCUAUUCUACAAAGGGUGGGAAUACACUAG